AUGUCCUACAGCUGCUGCUCUGGAAACGUCUCCUCCAACUCCUUUGGGGGGUACGUGCGCUACCCAAGCUCCUCCUGCCCCAGCAACCUGGUCUACCGCACUAACUCCCGCUCUCCCAGCACCUGUCAGCUGAGCUCCUCCCCUGCUAGUGCCUGUCAGGAGACCUGCUGUGAGCCCACCAGCUGCCAGACAUCUUGUGUGGCGUCCAGACCUUGCCAGACACCCUGCUACCUCCCGAGGACCUCCACGCUCUGCAGUCCUUGCCAGACGACUUGCUCUCGGUCUCUGAGUUUUGGGUCCAGCAGCUGCCGUUCCCUGGGCUAUGGAUCCAGAAGCCGCUACUCACUGGGUUGUGGAUCCCAGGGCUUCAGAUAG
Messenger RNA from Enhydra lutris kenyoni (northern sea otter), 375 nucleotides. RefSeq names its product keratin-associated protein 13-1-like. The transcript has a single exon. NCBI's taxonomy places the organism in Eukaryota, Metazoa, Chordata, Mammalia, Carnivora, Mustelidae. The record is from RefSeq and is a predicted model, not a curated record. The coding region runs from base 1 to 375 and encodes 124 amino acids.